AUUUGUGUUCUUUAUUUAAAAAAUUAACGAAGCCAGUCUUUCCAGAUCGGUUUGAAACAAUCAAAAUGACGACCAUAAAGAUUAUGCUCGUCUCAAUUUUAAUAGUUAUAGAUAUAGCUUUAGCAAAUCCAACAACUUUGAAAACAAAUGUGUCGGAUAAAGUUGAAAGUAGUAACAUCACGAACGAACUAAAAGAAGAAAUUCCUGAUGAAGGCUGGGAAUAUGAAAACUCAACUUAUGUCGAUACUAGAAGAAUAUUAUACAGUAAAAGGGUUGUUGCUGGGAAAAGACCUUAUAUGGUCUAUCUUCAACUAACGAAAGAAUCAGCGAAAGCUCAUAAAUAUCGCGGCUGGUUAUGUGGUGGGGUCAUAUUACAUCAGUACUAUGUGCUAACAUCGGCGGCGUGUGUUGAAGAUGCUGACCAUUUCUAUAUUGUCUCUGGAACAACUAAAUACGUUGACAGCUUUGAUUAUAAAAAUGACGAUUGCGUUUGCAAACACAGACGGAAAGUUGUGUGGAAAUGUAUUCCUAAAAAUUAUAAAUUUGAUUUCCAAGAUAGCAUAAAAUGGUCAUCCAACGAUAUUGCGAUCGUAAAAGUAGAUAGGCCAUUUAAGCUCGGAAUCACAGAGAAGGAUUGCGAGUUUGCCACUGAUCUUGUUUGUUAUAAUAAUAUAAGUAGGGAACUUGAAAAGGCUGGAACUAAAGGCUAUAUUGCUGGCUGGGGAAGCGGCAACAACUUUAGGGAGGGUGUGUAUCGUCGUCAAAACGGCCACAUACCAACAAAUUCGAAAUACCUUCAAGAGGCUAAAGUUUGCGUCAUGGACAAUGAGCAGUGCGCUAAAAAGUGGGCGCAGCGUUUUAGGAGCAUCAUCACACAAUACAUGAUCUGCACCAAGGAUGUGAUGAAACGUCUCAGCGAGAUUUGCGAUAAAAAAUACGCGAAUUGUACCGACGUAGAGUCAAGACGCAUAGGCAUAGAUGACGAUUUGAACGAUGAUCAAACAAACUACCGUCUAGACCUUGGACGCCACCUCCGAGAUCCCGAUGACUAUACAGCAAGGCGUACUACCAAACAGGGAGGGUUUUGUGAGAACGACCAUGGAGGUCCUCUAGUAGUGAAAUAUCAAGGAAAAGAAAGAGUCAUCGGUGUGAUAUCAGCCUGCAAGAUAGAUCCAAAAACCCACAGCUGCCACGGACCCUUCCUGUACACCAGCGUCUUCAUGAACAGACAGUUUAUAUCUUGUGCUAUCAACAAGGAUGUGGAAGAAAAUUGCCGAAGAGUGUUCCGUACUGGUAUAACACACGAAGAAUGGUCUGUCAAUUGGGAUGACAAAGCCGACGACGAUGAGAUUCAGGAUAGAGCAAGCGAAGAGAAACGAAGCAAGCCUGAUAAUAAUAGUGAUGAAGAAAAUGCCGAAGUUUUAAGCAAAAAAGACAAAGGGGAGAAAAAAGGUUCUGAUUCCUCAUCGAGUAGUGAGAGUAAAGAAGAUGUAGCAAAAUCAAGUACGAAAAAAACCGAAAAGGCACAUAAGAAAAAACAUACCAAGCAUUCGAAGUCAAAAAGAAAUACGAGGGAGUCGAAACGGGAGGGAGUUUUAAGGGGACACGAGGAAGUUUUCUAUGAGUCCAGCAGAGAUGAUAACGUCAACGAACCUGAUGAAUGAAGUGUAAUAAAAAAUAUCUGAUAAGAAUUAA
Molecule: messenger RNA, 1695 nt
Organism: Danaus plexippus (monarch butterfly)
Lineage: Eukaryota; Metazoa; Arthropoda; Insecta; Lepidoptera; Nymphalidae
Exons: 12
Coding region: 66-1664 (532 amino acids)
Biological process (GO): proteolysis
Molecular function (GO): serine-type endopeptidase activity
Source: RefSeq, a predicted model, not a curated record